AAAGGCAGUGCCUCUGUUGACACUGUUCGCGUGACUCGUCCUGGAAAGAUAGCAUGCGGCGGCUCGGCUGGGCGUGGACGUGCCUUUGCGUGGCCGCGACGGUGGCGCUGCUCCCGACGGCCGAGGCGACGCGGGUGCGGUUGCGCCGCGGGGGGUAUGAGGGCGUGGUCGUCGCCAUUUCGCCGGAAGUCUCCGAGUCGCAGGAGCUCGUCGAAGCCAUCAAAGACAAGAUUAAGGUUGCCUCUAGACUUCUCUUCAACGCCACCCGCAAAACCGUCUUCUUUAAAAAAGUGACCAUCCUGCUACCGAGGACAUGGCGCGACACGAAACCCGACUCUUACAGAGGGACAUUCUCUUACGAGGAGAGCGACAUCCGCGUUGCUCCUGCCAGCAGCGUCUUUGGCCACCAGCCCUACACUCUACAGCCGGAAGGGUGCGGCAGACCAGGACAAUUUUCUCACUUUACGCCAGAAUUUCUCACUAACAAGAACCUCAGCUACGUGUGGGGGCCGCCUGAGAGGCUGAUGGUGUUCGAAUGGGCCAAGCUGCGCUGGGGCGUGUUCGAGGAGAUCGGCUACCGAGACGACGAAACGUUUCCGCUGUAUUAUCGAAGAUACUGUGACGAAGAAGACGACGACGGCGACGAUGACGGAGAAGGAGAAAACAGGGAGGACCGUCUGACUGCCAACCUCUGCGUAGUUGGCAAUCUCGAAGGCCGAUAUGUAGAUUCCAAGACGGGGGGCGAGAACUGCAGCCGGCGGGAGGAAGAGUGCGACUUCCUGGUGAAGGAUUUUCGAGCGAAUCUGUGGCCAGUGUCCCUCGACGAGGAAGCGCGGCGAAGCAGGGACGUCGCUUUCUGUGACGACGAGGAAGGCUCCGCGCACCGCCACAACAGCCAGGCGCCCAACAAGCACAACCUCCGCUGCAAGGGCGAGUCCUGGUGGGCCGUCAUGAGGCGGCAUCCGGACUUCAAGGACACUCUCUCCAGGCCAAGCGCGCCCAAGGAGACUCAGUUCAAGGUGGUACAGCAAAUCGACGCCCGGGUGGUCUUGGUGCUCGAUCUGACCCAGCCGAGGACCGCCGACGGCAGCCUCGCCUUCGCCCGCCGCUGGCUUUACGAGGGCGCGGAGGCCGGGUCCUAUGUGGGCGUCUUGCUCGUCCUGCCGGGAAGCAGCAGGGAAGUAGUAAUGGUCGCCCAGAUGACUCGUGUUACUCUGUCAUCGCGCCUGGAGAUCAUAAGGGAUCUGGAGAAGAAAGCUGCGAGGGGCGAGGUGAGCUCAGAACCGACAGCCAGCGUCAGGAAGGGCUUGCAGGAGGCUUUGAAGAUGUUAACUGACACCCAUUUUAACGCUGUCAUCAUUGUGGUAAGCAGUAAUAAGGUGUAUAAAAAAGAUCUCGUUGACUUUGAUCCCAAUUGGACCACGCCUGUUUAUACAAUCUCCUCAGUAGCGUCGGAUGACUUGCGAGAGUUCGUGGAAAAAACGAAAGGUAAAUUCGUUUUCCUAACAGACCCUCUGGACGAAGAUAAACAGAGGGAACUCGUCGUCGAUGUGGCCAGAUACGUUUCUCAGCCUCGUGGUCCUCGCAGUGAAACUCCUAUUUCCUUUCAAAACGAGAUGAUCUGGGGCAAGACGGAAGGCUCGAACGUGCAGACCGAUGGCACACCAGGGACCUACGUCUUCCGCUUAAGCACUAACAACCGGAACCACGUGCUGGAGCCGCCGACAGUGGCGCAUUCUAACGGCAAACUGUACCAGGCCAAACUACAGGCUGGGUCGUCCUUGAACCAGUGGACAGUGGUUGUUGACGAUGCCAGCACAAGUGAACCUGGGGCAUGGGUAUGGCGACUCAACACGACAGACGACGCAGAUUCGUUCGUGAGACUGGAAACGCUUCUGGAGCCCAAGGGACCCGUGGUGCAGGUGGAGUCCUGGAUCGAGCCAACCUCGGGACCGGACGGCGUGACCGGGGCAUCUGCCGGGGCUCUCCUGUACGCGAAGGUGACGCAGGGUGAAAUGCCAGUCCUGGGCGCUGUCGUCGAAGCCAUUGUGAGCAGCGCAGAAAACAGCAGUGUGAGGCAGCGUCUACGGCUCUUCGAUACCGGCCACGGCGCUGAUGCUCAGACGAAGGACGGUCUGUAUUCCUGCUUCGUCCCUCCCUUCGCGAACGGCAACUUAUCCGUCGAGGUCAAGGUGAUGAGCAACAACGAGACAAAGGUUCGACAAGCAGUCCAAGAUGGACUCUCCCUGAAGCCGUCGAGAAAAAUGUGCUGUGGCAGUUCAUUUCCCUCUGCGACCAAGACGCGUCCUGUGCCCUAUAUGAAUAGGAGGAGCCAUGCAGGGACAUUCGCGAUCAAUUACAACCUCAGAGACGACCGCAUUCCGCCCUUCCGCGUGACUGACCUCCGGGCGAAGGGGGUGGCACUGAGUGGCUUCUACGUACGCGUGCGACUGGCGUGGACGGCGACCGGCGAUGACUGCGACUUCGGCCAAGCCUCCCGCUACACCGUGCGGGCCAGUCGGCGCCGAGGCCCAGUGCAGGCCGAGACGUGCGUCGACGCCUGCUCGAAGCUGGAGCCAGUGUUCGAAGCCGGGGCCGCGUCGUCGAAAGCGGGCCAGAGGGUGACUGCCAGCGUCUACGUUCCAAACUACGGGGCCACCCAUUUCUUCUUCGCCGUCACCGCCUAUGACGAGGUUGGCAACGCCAGCCCGCCCUCGAACGUGGUGGCCGUGGGGAUGCGGGGCAGCCUGUACCGGGACUGGCGGCGAUGGGCGCAGAUCCUCCAGUGGGUCUUGCUCAGCGUGUUGGCAGCGGUGGGACUCGCCUUGCCGUUGCUCCUGGCCUGUGACCGACACCAAUGCAGGUUCCUUUGGCAGGACGAAACUCCUCCCCGCUAGUUGUGAGCCGCUUGACGGAAGCCAGACUUAUAAACUAUCAAGAAAAGCGAGGGAGCUGUAGUGCAGCCUCCACGUCUCAGAACCAUGAUAAAACCUCCCUCGAUGUUGAAGCUUUUUAGUCUAGUCCUCAGGUGACUAGCUCAAACAGGUUGCUGCAAAAACCCAUAGUGGUCUAGCGCUGUGGUUCUUAACCUGGGGGGCUUCAGUAUUUUGCAAAGGGGGCGCGUGAGCCCUUGGACAAAGGCAGUGAUUUCUCUAAUUAUCUCAUAAUGGUCACAUAAUGGAAAAUUUAAUUAUAAUGCCACUAAUUCAUACUCAUUGAAGAGACCAACAAAACAUACCUAUAUUUUUCUUUAAAAUCUGGAAGGGAUUUUUAUUUACAGAUGCAAGGGAGGCGUGGUGGGAAGGACAAAUUACUGAAGGGGGCGUGGUAGUCAAAGGGAUGAGAACCACUGGUCUAGUGUCUGGAGUCCCGACAGCGGCCGGAUCUGGCUCACGUUGGCCGGAGAGAAGAGACCAGCGCGAGCUGACUGGCCAAAACAGCUGAUCUAGUACGAAGUGAUCAAGGUCGUGUGUGAUAGACAUAACAAUGAACGAAGGUGAUUUCCACAGUAAUGUGACAGUAGAUAAAGGUUAUACUACAUUAGCAGUUACAUGGUUCAUAAGCAAAUUAUAACAACAUGAUAACAAAGUUACUAGAUUUAUAAUAAGAAGGUCUCCACCAUGGACAGUUAAGUCAAACAAAAAAGAGAAGAAUAUCGGGUAUUAUUGCAAAAAGAUGCAACCAUCCUAACCUUAAAACAAACUUACGAUCUUCAAUGAGUUUUAAUCACAAUCGAAGAACUGGUGAGAUAUUUUGCUUCUGACAUAUAUAUAUAUAUAUAUAUAUAUACAUAUAUAUACACACACACACACAUACACACACACACACACACACACAUAUACAGACACAGAGAGAGACUGCAACAAAAGGUUCCUAUCUGUGUUUAUGGAGCUUUGAUUACCAUACCUAUUUUGUUGUGUUA
Molecule: messenger RNA, 3922 nt
Organism: Penaeus chinensis
Lineage: Eukaryota; Metazoa; Arthropoda; Malacostraca; Decapoda; Penaeidae
Product: calcium-activated chloride channel regulator 1-like
Exons: 20
Coding region: 54-2897 (947 amino acids)
Source: RefSeq, a predicted model, not a curated record